Molecule: messenger RNA, 894 nt
Organism: Polyodon spathula (Mississippi paddlefish)
Lineage: Eukaryota; Metazoa; Chordata; Actinopteri; Acipenseriformes; Polyodontidae
Product: calcium-activated potassium channel subunit beta-3-like
Exons: 4
Coding region: 1-894 (297 amino acids)
Biological process (GO): detection of calcium ion; potassium ion transport
Cellular component (GO): voltage-gated potassium channel complex; membrane
Molecular function (GO): potassium channel regulator activity; calcium-activated potassium channel activity
Source: RefSeq, a predicted model, not a curated record
AUGUUUCUACAGCCUGUGACUCAUAGAGGGUCCAUCAGAGUCCCAGUUCAGAUCUCAGUGCAACGUGGACAGAGAUGGCAGAGAAGGGAAGCCAUCACCUCAGUCAACAACAGGAGGAAUGAAAGUGGGGAGGGAAAGGGGGGUGAUAAAUCAAAAACCCAGGCGCAAGUGUGCACAGCAGGGGAGGAUAGAGCCAUUUUACUGGGGUUUGUCAUGAUGGGGUUCUCCAUCCUCAUGUAUUUUGUGCUUGGGGUCACAUUGAUAAAGCCCUACAUGCUCAGUGUCUGGAGCGAGAUGUCGAACUGCACUCUGAUGCGGUCUGAAAUCUUAGAUGAUUGGGUUGACUGCUCCUUCAUGUGUGGAGUCGACUGCCGGGGUCAUGCUAAAUAUCCCUGUCUGCAGGUGUUUGUUAAUCUCUCCUACACUGGGAAGAAGACAGUACUGCACUACAAUGAUGAGGCUAUUCAAGUAAACCCAAAGUGCUUCUACAUACCAAAGUGCCUGAGAGACAGAACUGAAUUGUUAGCAGAAGCCGAAAAAAUUAAGAAUUCAUUGCUCCUUACAAAUGGCACCCCAUUCAACUGCUUCUAUAUCCCAGGGAAGAAACCUGAAGAUGCCAUCAUGUACAAGAAAUACACAAUCUCAGUCGUGGUCCAUUGCUUGUUCUGGCCAACCCUGAUGCUGGCUGGAGGAGCGCUGAUCGUGGCUUUAGUGAAGCUGACUCAACACCUGUCCCGGGUCUGUAUGAGUUACUCUCUUGCAUAUGAAAACACCCAAGCACUCACACCAGCUUCAGAGAAAUCCCAGGAAAGGCAGCCUGGGAAACUUGACCAGCUACUAAGAUGGAGGCCAAAUCAACAACAAAUACAACACAUCUCACUUUCUGAAGGUUAA